Cyprinodon tularosa is the source of this 1263-nucleotide messenger RNA. RefSeq names its product T cell receptor beta chain MC.7.G5-like. Gene Ontology annotation, cellular component: plasma membrane. NCBI's taxonomy places the organism in Eukaryota, Metazoa, Chordata, Actinopteri, Cyprinodontiformes, Cyprinodontidae. The record is from RefSeq and is a predicted model, not a curated record. The transcript has 7 exons. Gene Ontology annotation, biological process: cell surface receptor signaling pathway. Bases 80 to 829 code for a protein of 249 amino acids.
UUUGUCUGCUUGUCUUUUGUGUGCACUCUGCUCCUCAACUUCAUCAUUAUCAAAAGAGAUUUUGCAUCAUAGAAUCAAAAUGUUGUCCAUUUUAUUUUUUUGUUACCUUACAGGUUUUUCUCUGGGGAUUGACAUCCAUCAGUUUCCUUCUAAUGUCAUCAGCAAAACGGGGUCUGAAGUUGUGCUUUUCUGCUCACACGAACAGGCCAGUCACAGAGUCAUACUGUGGUACCAGAAGUCUCCUGGAGAUGAGGAUCUGAAACUCAUCGGAUAUGGAUAUGGACAGUUCAAUAACGACAGCGUGGAAGAAACGUUUAAGAAACAUUUUAGAUUAGAUGGAGAUUUACAGUCAGCCAAGAAAAACCUCUCCCUUUCUAUAGUUGGUCUGAAGGUUGAACACACGGCGACAUACUACUGUGCAACAAGGGAAGGGACAGGGGGCUAUGAAGCUUAUUUCGGCCAAGGAACAAAACUGACUGUUCUGGAGCGCGAAGUAGCAUAUCCUACAGUGAACGUUUUCUACCCUUCUGGAAAGGAAUCCAGAGACUAUGACAGGAAGAAGAAGAGGACCCUGCUCUGCGUUGCCUCUGAUUUCUACCCAGAUCAUGUCAGCGUGUACUGGAAGCGCAAUGGAAGGAACAUCACUAAUGGUGUGGCGACUGACCCUGCAGCCAAGAAGGGGGAAACAUAUUACAAAAUCACCAGCAGGCUGAAGAUCCCUCUGGAGGAAUGGGUUGAUCCAAAUAAUGAAUAUACCUGCAUCGUCAACUUCUUUGAUGGAAAGCAUUACACUGAUUACAAUAAACCCAUUAAAGGUUUGUUCCUUUAACACAUAAUUAUCCUAGAUCUAUUAUUUCAGGUCAUGAUUCUUGUUUUCUAAUCAUGUCCACUUUCAAUUCUUCCAGUUCGUCCUAAUGAGAGAGCCAUCACUCGAGGGUAUUACAUGAGGGUCACCCAGAACGCCAAAGUGUCCUACACCGUCCUGAUCGUGAAGAGCUGCGUCUACGGAGCCUUCGUCUGCUUCCUGGUGUGGAAGCUUCAGGGAAAACGUGGAAAGCAGAGAAAGUGAGAGCUCAACUGAAGCUUUAACUCUUCCUCCCUGUACAUAAUAAACCUGAUCUGAUGUUAUUCUAUAAAGCCCUUUCAUUUUACCUAACAGAUCUAAUGAGUGGUUUACAAAAACAAUUUUUAUUAUUUCAGAUACUUUCUAAGUAAAUGCUUGUUUCUAUCUAUGUGCUCUUUAAUAAAGUUGUUUUAAAUAGU